Tuber melanosporum (Perigord truffle) is the source of this 669-nucleotide messenger RNA. RefSeq lists its product as uncharacterized. The transcript is spliced from 4 exons. The record is from RefSeq and is a predicted model, not a curated record. The coding region runs from base 257 to 469 and encodes 70 amino acids. NCBI's taxonomy places the organism in Eukaryota, Fungi, Ascomycota, Pezizomycetes, Pezizales, Tuberaceae.
GUUUAUCCAGGAGCCUCAUAGACCGGUACAGUACCCUACAGGUACGAUAAGUUAGACCCAGCUCACAUCUCAUCUCCCUAUCUACCAUACCCGUAUCACACUCCAGUUCAAGCACCCUCCCCGCCUCACCAUUACCGACAGCAAACAAUAUUUUCUUCCAAAGCCACUUCGACAAAAUGGAUAACAUUGGGAAUAUGCUCGGCCUCAGCAAUAAUGCUACAAAAGAGGAACGCAAGCAGGCAUUUAAUGUCAACAAAUGCCCCAACAUUCGAACAUUGAAAACGCCCGCACAUUGAUUGAAAAAAUCAACGAAAAAUGCUUUGAAAAGUGCGUUCCUAAGCCGGGAACCAGUCUAUCUUCUGGGGAAAGUACUUGCUUGACGACUUGCAUGCAGAAGUAUAUGCAGGCAUGGAACGCGGUGUCCCAGGCUUAUAUUUCUAGGAUUAAGUCGGAUCCGAGAGGGAAUUAGAGUGGGAGAUGGGGUGGAUAGAAACAAAAACAAAUAAACACAAACAAAAUCGUGGGUUCGCUUUGUUAGACAUAUGUUCUUCGAGAGCGCUUGCGCCCUAUGUUGGUUGGAAGAUUCGGCAACUCUUGGGCCUAUUAUAUAUAUCCCAUUGGGAGCACUCGAGAAAUAGAUAGGGCAACAGCAGUGUCAUUUUUGUCCCC